Molecule: messenger RNA, 1087 nt
Organism: Rhagoletis pomonella (apple maggot)
Lineage: Eukaryota; Metazoa; Arthropoda; Insecta; Diptera; Tephritidae
Product: translation machinery-associated protein 16 homolog
Exons: 3
Coding region: 103-747 (214 amino acids)
Cellular component (GO): nucleus
Source: RefSeq, a predicted model, not a curated record
UUCGAUCAUCGAACAGCAAAAUCGAUGUUUCCGCUGCAUCGAUAUAUUUUCUGCAUUCCUAAUCGUAUCAUAUCGAAAUUCGUGUGAAGAAGUUCUAGAAAAAUGACUAAUCUUCGCAAAGAACUCGAGAAGUGUAAACAUCCAAAUAGUCGGAAAACAAAGGCCUUAAGUAAAAAAGCACGUCGGCAAAAUAACAAACACAAAACGCGAUUAGGUCAUGCAAUCAAAAGCAAUAUAAUGGGAGAGAAGCUCAGUUGGUUCUUGGAGCAUAUUGAGGAAGGCCGUUCCGAUCCACUUACGCCCCAGGAAUUUGAAGAUCUUAUGGCUUUGUAUCUAAGACGUUUCGACGGAGAACUUGCACAAAUUGCACUAAAGCAUUCGAUUAGCAAGAAUCGUUCCAAACAACAUGCAGCUCGAGAAGGUGUCAUCAGAAUAACCCUAGAAAAAGAACGCAAUGAAUACCAAAGCGGAGGGAUGGAACUACUGAAUCUCUGCGACCCUUUAAAGUUUAAAUCGCUAAUAGACUGGGACGGAAGUGCGCUUAGUGUACAACAUUUAAAAUUAGAUCUUGUCUCGUUCAACAUGUUACAGCGUCUAAAAAAUGUAACUGACGUAAAUAUUGAUACGUAUCCGGCAGUAGAUAAAGACACACCAGCUUCUAGCGUGACCUCAUCUAAAUCGGUAGUAAUGGAAAGGACAGCCUGUUUAAGUAGAAUAAAGUAUUCCCAAACGCACGCCCCGCAGUAGAAUUCCCACAAUCGCUACGCUAAAUUUUCGUCGCCAAAUUUGUCUGAAUGAAAAGCAUUGGGACUUAAAUGUAUAUAACAUGGAAAAAUAACAUGCGGUGUGUAAUCAGUAAAAUCUUGUAACUAAAUGUUGCAUAUUGUUAGACGCGCCUGCUAUACUUUUAGAGAUUUUUGGUGAAUAAAAUUAGGGAUAGCUAAUGUUUGAAUCUGUUUGCUGGUCGGAUAUUAAUAUGUGUCGUUUGUAAAUUUAAGCCCUAUACACCUACAUAUUGUAUGUAUAGAUGAAGCUAUUGAUUUUUUCCUAGAUAUAUUAUUGCAAAAUAUAAAAAUAUUAAAUCGCA